Suncus etruscus (white-toothed pygmy shrew) is the source of this 893-nucleotide messenger RNA. RefSeq names its product BAF chromatin remodeling complex subunit BCL7B (gene BCL7B). NCBI's taxonomy places the organism in Eukaryota, Metazoa, Chordata, Mammalia, Eulipotyphla, Soricidae. The record is from RefSeq and is a predicted model, not a curated record. Bases 110 to 724 code for a protein of 204 amino acids. The transcript has 6 exons.
CCGCGGUGACGCUCCUGCGGCGGGCGGUGGCGGGCGCGCGAGUUCCCCGCGUCUUGGGGGAAGCGAGUGCCCGGGGACCCCCCGCGCCGCUCCCGCCGCCGCCGCCGCCAUGUCGGGUCGGUCGGUCCGGGCCGAGACCCGCAGCCGGGCUAAAGAUGACAUCAAAAAAGUGAUGGCGGCCAUCGAGAAAGUGCGGAAAUGGGAGAAAAAAUGGGUGACUGUGGGCGACACAUCCCUUAGGAUAUUUAAGUGGGUUCCUGUGACAGACAGCAAGGAGAAAGAAAAGUCCAAAUCGAACAGUUCAGCAGCCCGGGAACCUAAUGGCUUUCCCUCUGAUGCCUCAGCCAAUUCCUCUCUCCUUCUUGAAUUCCAGGACGAGAACAGCAACCAGAGUUCGGUGUCUGAUGCCUGUCAGAUGCGGGUGGACAGCAGCACCAACUCCAGCCCCAGCCCCCAGCACAGCGAGUCCUUGAGCCCCGCGCACACGUCCGACUUCCGAACCGACGACUCCCAGCCCCCGACUCUGGGCCAGGAGAUCCUUGAGGAACCCUCCCUGCCUGCAUCGGAAGUGGCUGAUGAACCGCCCACCCUGACAAAGGAAGAGCCGGUUCCUGUGGAGACCCAGGUUGCUGAGGAAGAAGAAAACUCGAGUGCCCCACCACUGAAACGUUUCUGUGCCGAGCAGCCCACAGUGCCGCAGAUAGCCUCGGCAUCCGAGAGCUAGCAGUGCCCCUGUGCUGGGGACCCUCCCCACGCGUGCUGGUCUUGGUCUGGUCUGGUGUGGCUGUGCUGCUGUGUGGCUGUGCCCAGAUGCCUCCUGGGCUGGAAGGCAAACCCUUGACCUGGGGUAGCCAUCGCAUCUCCCUGUCCCUGGCACCCAGGCCUGCUUGCUC